GGUGGUAUCCAGAGAGCAAAGUUUCAAGCCUCGUUGUUUCUCUGCAGGUGCCGAAACCCUAACCCUAAGGUUUGUUAAUUGCCGAUCUGUUUUUGUCCCAUCGGUUCUUGAGUUGCCCUUUGGUUUAGGAGUUUCGUACUGGUAUUCGUUCAUUAUUCUUCCGUUCGGGUUACAGAAUUUCUUUUUUCGAAAGGUCUGUUUGAAGAUCAUUCUACUUAUUUGUUUGUGGGAAUGUCUCGGUGCUUUCCAUACCCUCCGCCUGGCUAUUCCCCCAAGAGAGACAAUAACGAGGCCUUGAUCGAAUCGAUUAAGGUUUGUUGAGCACUUGGCUUUUGCGUUUAUGCUAUGCUCGACUGGGAUUCUUAGAUUUGAUUGGACUCGAUCUUGAGAUAUCUUGUGAUCUUGAGAUAUCUUGUGUAUAUUGUGUAUGUACAUGUAAAGAGAUACCCAUCCAGUUACCCUUGAGAAAGACUUGUAAAGAGACGAAAGGUGUUAUAUGUAUGUACAAGACUGUUUGUCAAAAUAGAGAAGUAUGUUUAUAUAAAGGAUCCUGAAUUAUGUUUCUUGAUUUUUGGCUUCUUGAAUGUUUUAAGUUUAGGCACAGUGGAAGGCGUUUAACGACCUGGGCCGUGUGGAUGGAUUGUGUCUGGCAGGUUUAAUGGUUUUAAUCGUAUGAUUCUUGAGGCGUCUAAAUCAUUCUUGAUGGUUAUAUAGGGUAAAUAUUAGCUAUUUGAGGAACUCAUUGCCGUUGUUCAAUAAAAGACUAGAAAGGGUCGGGUUAAGGAUAUUGUUUGGAGUGAAAAUAUGUUGACGAGGGCCGUGGCUUUGUUAAUAGAACCAAUAAUGGGGAACUGGUUGCGGAGUACUGCACGUAGUUCUCGCUUAGUUAUUGGUGGUGUUAUUCCGAGUUUAGUAUUAAGAGACUGACAAUUAUGUAGAUGUUUCCCUUUGCAGGGGUGGACUAAUGGACUAGAUUUGAAUUCCUUUUCUUUGAUAUCUUUCAUUAUUGGGGCUUAUAUCCCUUGCUACUACAUGAUAGAUUUUAGAACUUUGUGGAGAAAUGUGGGAACAAUAGCAUGUUUUGCAGAAUAAUGUGACAUGCUAUUGAGUUCACUUUUGUGUUCUAUGUUGAAUGAAGCAUAAAAAGUAUUUGUUCAAUCGGAUUGCAAGUAUAUGGUCAGGAGUGGCCUGAAAAUUUGGUUUGUUUGCAUUACAGUCCUAGUUUUUAUGUACCUUUUCCUUGAUGGUGCCUUGGCACAAUUAUGAAGUUUUCCUAUUGUGGUCUUGGCAGUAGAUUUUCUUUAUAUUUUCCCUCACAUAGGUUUUAUUUCUAGUUACUUAUAGGACUUAUAAAAAAGUCUACCACUGAUGUGGUUCUUGUAUAGAUACAAAAUAAGAAGUUGGUCCUUAAAUAAAUCAAAAUUGAUCGUCAAACUAUAAGGUUUUUGGAGUUCUUUUGCUUUGAGUUGGGAAAACUUGGGAUCUUGAUGUUUUGCAACUGUUUUUAAUCUCUCUUAAACUGUUGUAUUAAAGUUUCAAUGCUCAUUGUUUUGUUAGGAUUAGAACUUUGGAGGAGUAAAAAGCUGUUCAAAAUCUUACUUUCACUAUUUUCUUAUGGAUUUUGAGGCAUGAUAGCUUGAGUUUACGGGUGCAGUUGCUGCUACAAACGAACCUUUUUCUUUUCUUUUUUUUUUUUUUGGGUGGAGGGUCUUUGUAGGAUAUUUUUUUCAAUUAUUUUGUCUUGGUUGGUUGGCUAAAAAAAUAGGUUGCAUUUUCAUGUUAUGGUUUCCUGAAGUCCAGAAAAAAAAAUUGGGACUGUUUCACAAGAAACCUGGUGUACUGCAAAUUUGUGUCCAAAAAAUAGUUUUCAAAAACAGUUAAGUCUACCAUUUUGAUCUCUUUUUGUUUGUGUUAAAGGGCAAAAAUAGUUUCUGGAAAUGAAGCUGAUUAAAGGAUUCAUAAAUUAUGUUUUCUUUCACUGCUCUGUUACUACACAAUUUAUUAAGUGGCCCCCAAGGAUCUCCCCCUUAUCUAGCAUGGUUAAUGCUUGCAUCUUGGUCCACCUUAGUCUUGUAUUCUAAAAUUGUUCUUCUGGUGCUUCUAAAGCUCCAGAAGGAAAGGGAGAAGUCCAAGUCAGAAAGGAAGGAGAGGAAGAGGGAGAAGAAAGAGAAGAAGAGGGAACACAGAGCAAUUGUUGAGCAGCAUGUUACCGAGUUUAAUCAUGGAAGGAAAAGGAAGCAUGAUGAUGAGAAGGCUUACAAAUCGGAUAAAGUUAAGGUGGAUUUGAAAGGUUAUUACAAGAGUACUGAAGAUGAAGCUGAAGAGGUGGAAAGGAGUGGCCUCACUGAAGAACAUGAGCAACCUGUUUGUUCGCAUAAUGCCUGUGACUCGUCUGACAGCACCAAGAAUUGCGAAAAAAGGAGGCAAGCCUCACCUGGGAGACGCAUUCAGGCUCAUGGGAACAUCCUAAGGAUUCGACUACCAUCACGAAAGUUCAAGGAACCUGAUGCAAAUGUUGGGGAUGAGAGGUCCUGCUCUACUUCUGGAAGGAUACACAAGGAACCCGAUCCAGCUGUUGGCUGCUCAACUUCUGGAAGGAAAGAGUUGAUGGGCAUGCAUGGUUUUGAAGUUGGUCCUGCUUGCUCUCGGCUGGAGUCCUGUUCAAUAUCCCUGAAGAGUCCUCCUUGUCAGCAGGAGUCCUGUUCAAAAUCCCUGAAGUUUAAUGCGUCUGGGCAGGGUUUCACUCCUGGAGUAGACGGAAAACAAAGUUCAGCUUCUGCCCCAUCAACUUCUUGUGGUACCUUUGCUCCAGAUGACGGGCGGACUACUCAGCCCACAACCGUUGACAAUAGGAUGAAGAAGAUUGAGUCACUUUACAAGAAUCUAGUAGGGAAUCUAGACCUUCCACCACUUGGUGAGGGCAUGCAAGCAAGUCAUGAUGAACUAGAGUGGCUGUGUCAGCGAACGCAACAAGAUAGGAAAAGAUCCAAAGCUAGCAAUAUGGCUCUAUCCGAUGGGAAACCAGUCUCAGCCUUUUGGCCGCGUGCCCAGUACUUAGCCGAGGCUGAUGUAUAUGCCUUGCCCUUUGCACUUCCGUUUUGAGUUGCAUGCUUGCUCUUAAGUGCUGCUAUAUGGUACUAGUUCCUUUUUUCCCCCCUCGUUUGGGUUGUGUCGUGAUAUGGAUUAGUGAAGUAAAGGUUCGUAUAUUUUUUAAGCAAUAGAAAGAUGUUGCCCGACCUUCAAUUA
Molecule: messenger RNA, 3246 nt
Organism: Diospyros lotus (date-plum)
Lineage: Eukaryota; Viridiplantae; Streptophyta; Magnoliopsida; Ericales; Ebenaceae
Exons: 2
Coding region: 1966-3102 (378 amino acids)
Source: RefSeq, a predicted model, not a curated record